This is a messenger RNA of Pezoporus flaviventris, 2488 nucleotides long. RefSeq names its product pleckstrin homology and FYVE domain containing 2 (gene PLEKHF2). NCBI's taxonomy places the organism in Eukaryota, Metazoa, Chordata, Aves, Psittaciformes, Psittacidae. The coding region runs from base 203 to 952 and encodes 249 amino acids. The transcript is spliced from 2 exons. The record is from RefSeq and is a predicted model, not a curated record. Gene Ontology annotation, molecular function: metal ion binding; phosphatidylinositol binding.
GGCGCUCCCAGCCGCCCGCCCGCGGUGGUAUUGCUGCUUCCCGCCGCCGGGAGGGAGGCGGCAGUGAGGGGAAGGAUCCGUGGAGGAGAGGGGCGGCGGUUGGCGCUGGCUUGUCCCAGGGCUCUGCGGGAGUUGCGGGGUCUGGGGAAGGAGCUUGGGGGGAAACAACAGUGGCCCCGCCGUGUUACGAUACUUGUGAAAGAUGGUGGAUCGCUUGGCAAACAGUGAGGCAAACACUAGAAGAAUAAGUAUAGUGGAAAACUGCUUUGGAGCAGCUGGUCAACCCCUGACUAUUCCUGGUCGUGUUCUGAUUGGAGAGGGAGUACUAACAAAGCUGUGUAGGAAGAAGCCAAAAGCAAGGCAGUUCUUCCUGUUCAAUGACAUUCUUGUUUAUGGCAAUAUAGUCAUCCAGAAGAAGAAAUACAAUAAACAGCACAUAAUCCCACUAGAAAAUGUCACUAUUGAUUCCAUCCAGGAUGAGGGAGACUUACGGAACGGGUGGCUUAUCAAAACACCAACAAAGUCUUUUGCGGUUUAUGCUGCCACCGCUACAGAAAAGUCUGAGUGGAUGAACCACAUUAAUAAGUGUGUUUCUGAUUUGCUUUCCAAAAGCGGGAAGACUCCUAGCAAUGAACAUGCAGCUGUCUGGGUACCGGACUCAGAAGCCACUGUGUGCAUGCGCUGUCAGAAAGCAAAAUUCACGCCCGUCAACCGUCGUCACCACUGUCGCAAGUGCGGCUUUGUCGUGUGCGGGCCUUGCUCUGAAAAGAGGUUCCUGCUCCCAAGCCAGUCCUCCAAGCCUGUGCGGAUUUGCGACUUCUGCUAUGAUCUUCUUUCUACUGGGGAGAUGACUGCUUGCCAGUCCACUAGAUCAGACUCCUACAGCCAGUCGCCUAAAUCAUCUCUAAAUGAUGUAUCUGAUGACGAUGAGGAUGAAGACAGUAGCGACUGAGGACCAGAUGUUUUUUUUUUUCCCAUGUGUUGCAAUUCGUUUCAAACCAUAUGGAGCUGCUUUUGGGGAAGUCUGUAGUGAGGUUCCUCAGAAAAAAAAUCCUGUUCUAGCCAUAAAAUAUGCCUGAAUAUCUUCAAUUACAAUGUGCCUCAAUCUAUGAAUUCUCUAGACAAUAGUUUUUUCACUCCUCUGCAGGGAUAGGCUGUUGCAAAUGUUAUCAGAAUAUUUUCCAACUUCUUAUACUUGUGUCUAGGUUAGACUUUUGUGGAAGAUUGGAGAAUAAAAUGUACUUUCUUAAUUUAACAACCCAUACUUCCUAAUGCUUCAUAUUGCUAUGUUGUUAAGUGGGAUUUUUUUCCAGAUAUGGAGAGGAAGACUAAGCAUACAUGGAACAGCGAUGUUUUGGUUAAUCCCUUAGACCAUCUUGUGUUUAUCUAACCAUGGUAUAUAAUGAGUUGAAAUGUGACAUAACAUGCAAUCCUAAAUGUCACAAAACUUGGAAAUUGUCUUGUUUUGCUCUUAUUUAUGACUUCCUAUGCCAAGCAGUGCCUUGUACCAAUUGUGCUGAUUCAGGAAGAAACACAUCUAUUGUGUUGUCUGUAUUUGCCUGAUGCCGAUAUCUGAGAGAUUGUUGGUGCUAUUGAAAAUAACUGCUGUGUUCAAAGUGGAGCUUUGAUAAGGUCAUAACUGUACCCAGUGGUGGGUGAUGAAGACCCAAAUCACACAUUCUCACCUGUGCAGGCAGACCCCAAGACUCCGUUGAUUCCCACAGGCUGCAGCAGGGUUCUCCUAGCAGGAGUUGCAUUGCAGGUUCAGGAUCUUGAGAUGAGAAGCUUAGUGUGGCUCUUCAUGGGGAUUUAUAUAUUUUAUUUUCAGAGCAGUUUCUAAGUUUCAAAUUUGGCAAAUGCAUUAGCUGGGUGAUAGAGCAUUUGGAUGUGAUAGCCUAUAUAUUUUUGGAAAUAGCUCCCUAAAAUAAUACUAAAUUUUUUCUUAAAACAUUGAGGAGAGGGUCAGGUUUCCCCCCAUCCCCCAGGAGUUUUAUUGGCUUGUUUAGAAAGAGCCUCAUUAUUUUGAACAAAAAGCCUGCAAGUAUCCUUACAAAAAUUGGCUUUCCUUUUUACACAGCUGACCUCAGGAUAAAUGUGAGAUGCUUGUUAUUUCAUUCUAAAUGUAUACCCAGGACCAAGAAAGAUGUAUUUAAGAACUGUAAUGAAGUCGUCAGUGCAGAAAAUAUCUGUGAUAAUAUUCUUUUUUAUUUUUAAUAAGUUCUUGUAUACAGAAAUGUCAUGUUCCCAUAUAAAUGUCAAAGUUAGAUUUGCAAAGACAUGUUAAACCCCCAAAUACUAUGUUUCUAUAUUUUUAUAAUGGUAGUGUCAAUUUUGAAGCAGAAAAACCUCUUUGAAAUAGUUGUAUGAAUGUACAACUGACUUUAUAAAAAGUUACACUUUUAUAUCUCCGAGUGACAAUUUCUGCACUGUUUGCCUUGGUUGGCAAUAAUUGGGUUAAAUAUUUAUUGAAUAAACAAUCAAUGCUGCA